AUGGAUAAACUACCUCCAGGUACUCAAUUAACCGUAGGCCAACAUGAAAUCACCAUCAAUGCCUACCUCUCCGAAGGAGGAUUUGCCCACAUUUAUUCCGUCACCAUCAAUUCCCCCGAUUCCCCCAUUGCUUGCUUAAAACGAGUCAUCGUCCCCGAUAAACAAGGAUUAGAUCAAUUACGUAAAGAAGUCGAUGUAAUGAAGAAACUCAAACAUGCCCGAAGUAUCGUUAAGUACUACGACUCCCAUGCCCAACGUUUGGACUCCGGCUCCUACCAAGUGUUGGUACUAAUGGAAUUAUGUCCCAAUAAAUCCCUCCUAGACUUCAUGAACCUUCGUAUCAAGACAAAACUAUCGGAACUGGAGAUUUUAAAGAUCCUUUUGGAUAUCUCCGUGGGGGUGUUUGAGAUGCACCGGUUAAAGAUGAUCCACAGAGACAUUAAAAUUGAAAAUGUGUUGAUUGAUGAACACCAUAACUUCAAAUUAUGUGAUUUUGGGUCCACCAGUGGACCUAUGGCUCCGCCUAAGUCUCAUCAGGAGUUCCAGGCUUUAAGCCAUGAUAUUAUGUAUCAAACCACUCCACAAUAUCGAUCUCCAGAGAUGAUUGAUCUUUAUAGAGGGUUCCCUAUUGAUGAAAAACUGGAUAUUUGGGCUUUAGGUUGCUUUCUUUAUAAGUUAUGUUACUACACUACUCCGUUUGAGGCUAAUGGGGAUAUAGCUAUCUUACAUGCUAGCUUUCUGUUCCCUCCUCAUCCUCAAUACUCCCCCGAUUUGAACAAUUUGAUCAUUAUUCUCCUUCAAGAGACCCCUAUCUUAAGACCUAACAUCGUUCAAGUGAUUAAGCUUGUUUGUAAGAUGAUGAAGGUUGAUUUCAGUACCAUGGAAGUGGAAGAUAUCUAUAAAUUGGGUUCUUAUAACUUUCAAGCGUUACAUGAAUACCAACAACAAAGGCAGAAUGAUAUUAUGAGACAACGAGCUCAUUAUCAAGGGCAUUAUGAGGAUGGGAAAGAUGGGAAAGAAUUGGUUCCACAGGAAUUGGUACAAAAAGAGUUGUCACAAAAAGAGUUGUCACAAAAAGAGUUGCCACAAAAAGGGUUGCCACAAACCCAAUUACCACAAACCCAAUUACCACAAACCCAAUUACCACAAACUCAUUUGUCACAAAAAGAAUUGGUACAGAAAGAAUUGGGACAGGAUUCACCAACUCAAGAUGAUUCAGCUGACGAUACCUUCGGUGAAAUUGAGGAUCUUGAUGAUGUCGAAGAAAGAUAUCCUUCCCUCGAAAACAUAGUAGUUGAAGCAGACACUCCUACCACCGUUAUCCCUACUGGAACAUCAGAAAAGAAACAACCACCACAAAUACCUCUUCAAUAUCCUGUUCAACCACCAGUUCUUCCACCUCAAGAGUUACAAAAAUUAUCUCCUGAACAACUUCAACAAUAUAAUUAUCAACAUCAAGCUUAUCAUUAUCAAAUGAAUCAAUGGAUUUAUUACCAACAACAUCAGUACCAAAGUAACCCUGUCGAACGUUCCAGCUCCUUCAGGGAUAACCAAAUGGAACGUACGACCUCAAAUAACUUACAACAAAAGGAAGCUUGGGAAUAUAGUUCAAAGAAAGUUGAUAAUGAUGCAGGUAAGUUGGCUGACGAUAUCUUUGCAUCCAAAUCAAGAUCUCCUAGUGAAGUACAGAAACAAAAAACCGCUCAAAGUAUCAAAUCUGAACCAGCUUAUGAAGAUUUGGAAGUGAGAGAAGAGAUUAGAUUAACUAAGAGUAACAAUGUUUCUGAAAUUCAAGUUUCUAAACCAAAGGAAGAUAGAGAUGGUUUACCAUCAUCUGAAUUAGAAUUGAAUCAAGUUGGGGAAGUUGAACAGAAUCAACAGACACAAAAGGAAUUGACACAAAAGGAAUUGCCACAAACCCAAAAUCCACAAAAAGACUUACCACAAAACCAAAAAUCACAAAAUCAAGAACCACAAAAGGAAUUUCCACAAACUCAAAAACCACAAAAGGAAUUGUCACAAACUCAAAAACCACAAAUACAACAAUUACCCCAAAUACAACAAUUACAGAUGCAACAUUCACAAAGUCAUUUACCACAAAGUCAAUUACCACAAACUCAUUUACCUCAAAGUAAUUCCCAAAAUCAUUUACCACAAAUACAACAAUCACAAAAACAAACUCAAUUUCCACAAAGUAAUUCCCAAAAUCAUUUACCUAAAAUUCAAGCUCCUCAAUCACAGAAACCCCUUGAUAUACCCACCUACAAAUACAAUCCGUUCCCUCGCGACGAACCUCGUGAACCAGAAUCUCGUGGUGAACCCCGGGAACCUAGGGCUCAAGAAAUUAAAAAAUCAAGCACUAAUCCUUGGGGUGAAUACCGUAGUUCUUCAGUUAGUUUGAGUGCCAAUACCACCGCCGGUAGAGCCAGCGAUUCACAUCAUCAGAAAUCAUCUUCGGUGUCAGGAAUCAUGCCUGAAGCUUUACACAAAAAGAUGAACUCCUUAACUAUUGAUGAUUUCAAACUUGAAUCCCCUUCAGCUUCUCGUAAAACUUCCUACGAAGAACCUAACCUAAUAGAUCUCGAAGUUGGUCUUGAUUCAUCUUCAAGUACUCCAGUAUUAGCCACCAUGAGUUCAGAUUCAUUGAUUGAUAUUGAUGAAUCACUGGAUAGGAAAGAUAAACCCCAUUUCAAGAAGAAAGUCUCAGCUAUUCCGAAUCCUGCUGAGUUCAAAGUUCAAGAAGAGGUGGUGGAUUGGGAAUCUGACGAUGAGAAUUCUAACUCCAUGAAUAGAUUAUCCAUCAGAAACUCUUUAAAGAGUAGGAAAUCAUCCGAACCAAAAGGAUCUGAAACCACAUCCAGUGAAAAGAAACGAUUAUCUCGGUUGAUUUCUAGUUAA
Molecule: messenger RNA, 2898 nt
Organism: Yamadazyma jaroonii
Lineage: Eukaryota; Fungi; Ascomycota; Pichiomycetes; Serinales; Debaryomycetaceae
Source: the annotation of a GenBank genome assembly